Molecule: messenger RNA, 3086 nt
Organism: Astrephomene gubernaculifera
Lineage: Eukaryota; Viridiplantae; Chlorophyta; Chlorophyceae; Chlamydomonadales; Astrephomenaceae
Source: the annotation of a GenBank genome assembly
CUUACACUUCACGGUGUUAUUAUAGUAAAGCCAGUACAUACGUCUUGUAGUUUGGUCGGAAACCUAAGCAUAGACACGAACUCUUGUUGGCGGCAGCAAAAUGAAAGCUGCCGAGAAGGUUGUAGCCUAUUACUAUGACGACGAGAUUGGGAACUAUGACUAUGGCGGUGGCAACCCUAUGCGGCCGCACAGAGCGCGCAUGUGCUACACGCUGGUUGACAGUUACGGGCUCACCAAGAAGAUGAUGCUGCAGCGGCCGCGUCCGAGGACGUUUGAGGAGCUGACAGCUUUCCAUGCGGAUGAUUACAUCAACUUCCUGAAGGGCGUCACACCCAACACCGUUGACGAGAACAUGACGCAGCUUCGACGGUUUAACAUGGGCCUUGCUGGUGAAGCAGAUUGCCCGGUCUUUGACGGAAUGUACGAGUUUUGUCAGACUUACUCUGGAGGCUCAGUGGAUGGGGCUGCCCAGUUGGCGAGUGGCGCAGCGCAGCUUGCCUUCAAUUGGUCCGGCGGCAUGCACCAUGCCAAAAAGGCGGAGGCCUCCGGGUUCUGCUACGUGAAUGACAUCGUGCUAGCCAUCCUAGAGCUGCUGAAGACGUACGCCCGGGUGCUGUAUGUGGACAUUGACAUCCACCACGGGGACGGAGUGGAGGAGGCCUUCUACCUCACAGACCGGGUCAUGACGGUGUCGUUCCACAAGUUUGGCGAGUUCUUCCCCGGCACGGGCGCCCUGGACGACAUCGGGCACGGUAAGGGCAAGUACUACGCGGUCAACGUGCCGCUCAAGGACGGCAUGGACGACGACUCGUACCGCCUCAUGUACGAACCCAUCAUGCAGAAGGUCAUGGAGAUGUAUCAGCCGGGGGCCAUCGUGAUGUGCUGCGGUGCCGACUCGCUGUCCGGCGACCGGCUGGGCUGCUUCAACCUCUCGCUGGAGGGGCACAGCAACUGCCUGGAGUUCCUGGCAAAGUUCAACGUGCCCAUGCUGAUUGUGGGCGGUGGCGGCUACACGCUGCGCAACGUGGCGCGGUGCUGGUGCUACGAGACGGGUCGCAUGAUGGGAGUGGACCUGCCGGACGGGCUGCCGGAGAAGGCGCUCGACUCAUUCAACAUGUACAUGGACACCCAGCGGCUGCGUAUCGCGGUGUCCAACAUGAAGAACGCGAAUGACCGCCAGGAGCUGGAGGAAAUCAAGACCGCCGUGUUGGAGCACCUGAGCCGCCUGCCGCCAGUGCCCAGCGCGCAGAUGGCCUACGUGCCACAGCGCAUGGGCCGCGACCGGCCCGAGGAGGGGCUGCCGGAGGAGGACCCCGAGGCGCGCGGCGGGGGGCAGGCGCAUGAGGACAUCCGGAGGGUGCGGGAUGGAGACGAGAGCGACGGAGAGGAGGGCAGCGGGCGGGGCGGGUAUGGGGAAGACCCCGCCGCGCUGCAAGGGGGGCGGGUGUAUCGCAGGUAUGCGCCGGAGGGCGGCAGCGGAGGCGGCAGCAGGGGCCAGGAGCAGGAGGAGGCCAAGCCACUCGACCUCACAGCCGGGCAGGAGGCGGGUGGCGGCAGGGCGGCGGCGGCAGGGGGCUCGGGUGGCGGCAGCGGCGCUGCUGGCGGCCCCGCAGCCCCGCGACCCGUGCAGGUGGACGUGGCGGCGGCGCUCCAACAGCAGCAGCAGCUGGCAGGGAUGGCACUGGGCCUAGGGGUGGACCCGGCGACGGCGGCGGCACGACUGGCGGCGGCAGUACAGCAGCAGCAGCAGCUGGCACAGCAGCAGCAGCAGCAGGGUGCGGGGGCACCGCAUGUAGCAGUCAAGACGGAGGUAAAACUGGAAGGAAGCAGCGGUGGCGGCAGCAGCAGCGGUGGCGGCGCCUCCGCCUACCCUGUUGGCAUCACGGGCGGCGGUUUCACCGCUGGUUUCAUGGAGGCCAAUGGCGGCAGCGCCGGCGGUGGCAGCGGGGCACCUGCUGCCGGGGGCGAGGGCCACGGGAUGGGAGUUGGGGUUGGGGGGGUGCCCCCUGAGCUGCAGCAGGCCCUCGCGAACCGGCAGGUGCUGCUGGGGGCGUAUGCGGGGUUCCCACUGGGGGCGGCGCAGCAGGGGGGGCAGCUCCCGGGGGGCGGCAGCGGCGGCGGCGCGGGGAACAUGGGGCAACAGUAGAAGCCGCAUGGGGCUUUGGAUGGUGCUAAUAAGCAUUGUCGGGGUGGGACGCAGUUAUUACCGCCGCCGCUGUUAUUACCGCAGCUGUUGGUGUGAUGCGGAGCUGCGGUACACACGCGCCAGGAACUGCAGAGGGCUAUAGGCUUAAUUCUUAGGAUUUGACCUUUCGUGUACAUUCGCGUUUGUGUGCUUGACGGACGGACCAAUGAAACUGACUGUUUAUGUAGAGUGUCAAUGCAUGUGCGUCUUGGCUAGGCGCAUGCUAGAUCGCAUGAAACAAACAAACAAUUACUGUUAUGGGUGAGUUGGAGGACAGGCAUGUACCGGCGACUGCAUGGGGUCCACAAUUAGGGAGUUCAGGAGGCAUUUGGCGAGGUGAGCACACAGUGUGGGGGCUGACGGUGUAGUGUGAAGUAACGAAUGACAGUCAGGACUGCAUGUUGGAUUGGUGUUGGGCGCCCAGGCGGGGUCAGGAUGGUGGUGUUACAGGAAGGCCCUGCGCAAUGCCCGGUGACUUUGACAUCUAACCAUGAGUGUAGGCGUAGGUAGGGUGGCGUGUGGGUGCUUUGGUCCAUAACAGUUACUAAUGCCUCUUGGGCUGUACUCUUGGGGUUAUGGUCGGGAUGAGCGGCUGUUCGUUUCAAGGGUGUGGCUCGUGCAUUGUUACCGCGACACCUCUUCUGAGUGCAUCUGCACAAAGUAAUGUCGGUUGCCACUUCUUUGGCGGCGUCUGCUAUUUCGGUUGUGUGUUCGAACCAUGGAUACGGCAGAGAAGUGUGCACGUACUUGGACUCUUGACCGGCACAACAGAAGGUUGCUGGCGAAGGAGCAGGCAACAAUCUUUACUCCUUACAUCGCUUGCCAACAUAGUAUACCAGCUUUACAGUAUCUUCCUUUCACAACCUCAUAUCGCAAAGCCCCUGCGUACGACAUCACAAGC